AUGUUCAUGAUGUUAGUCGUAGAAGAUGAGGCGAACAAUGAAGUUAUCACUGACAAGGUUCUUGUUUCCUCUGUUCCUGCUUUAUCGCUCUUUGACUCUGGAGCUUCCCAUUGUUUCUUGUCUCAUCGAUUUACGAGUGCCCACUCUCUUCCUAUAGCUCCUCUGACUACGGGCUGGAAUAUCAACAUGGGCAGUGGUGUCUUAGUAGCAUCUAGUGGUUAUGAAGCAUGCCCUGUGGUCAUCUGUGGGAGGGAACUCUUCGUAGAUUUUCUGGUGAUAGAUUUGCCAAGCUUUGAUGUAGUUUUUGGGAUGGAUUGGUUAGGGUUGUUCUUUGCCACCAUUGAUUGUCGUCGUCGGAGCGUAGUAUUCGAGAUACCGGAUCACCCGAGGUUUGAAUUCCUCAGUGGCAGUACAUCGGCUGGACCGAUAGAGUACAAAGCUAGACCGAAGAAGGCGACGUUUGCUGCCAUGCAGGUGGAACCCAAGAAGCCAAUUGUAGUUCGGGAAUUUGAAUAUGUAUUUCUCGACGACAUUUACGGGUUGCCACCAGAUCGAGCAAUUGAGUUUUCCAUAGAAUUGAAGCCUAGAACUGCUCCGAUCUCCAAGACUCCUUAUCGUAUGCCUCUAGCUGAGUUGGCCGAGCUACAGACUCAGUUGGAUGAUCUUUUGUAG
Molecule: messenger RNA, 672 nt
Organism: Asparagus officinalis (garden asparagus)
Lineage: Eukaryota; Viridiplantae; Streptophyta; Magnoliopsida; Asparagales; Asparagaceae
Exons: 2
Coding region: 1-672 (223 amino acids)
Source: RefSeq, a predicted model, not a curated record